AUUCAGACACAUUCACAAACAUGAGGAGAACUGAAGACCAGUCUCAGAGAGGAAGAGAUGCAAACAUUCACCACAUACAUGGAUGUACAGAAAGGAAGAAAGAAAAGAAGAUUUCCGAAGGCCAGGAAAUAGGACACGGCUUAAACUAAGAGAAACACUAAAACGAUAAACAAAGACAAAACUAUCCUGCAACAAAAACUGGUCUGACAAUGUGGACAGUUGUAGGUGUGAUCUGUCUCUCUCAGUGCAUUAUGGGUCAGGUGCUGGAGGUCAGGUCCAAAGGAGCCCAUCCUCAGUUCAUCUGCAGCAUCCCAGGUUUGCCAGGGGCACCAGGAAAGCCCGGCCACCCUGGAGCUCGUGGGGAGGACGGCCAUACUGGAAUCCCGGGAAGAGACGGAAGGGAUGGACGGAAGGGGGAAAAGGGAGUAAAAGGAGAUCCAGGGAUCAGAGGUAGAGUUGGCCCGACAGGAAGAAUUGGAGAGCGUGGAGAGCGGGGUUUCAUUGGAAGCGAGGGCCCUGAGGGUGAUCCUGGAGAUUUAGGGCUUCCUGGUCCUUUAGGGCAUCUCGGACAGAAGGGGGACAAAGGCCAACGUGGGCCUUCAGGAGAACCAGGCAUCUGCAAAUGUGGAAGUUUGGUCCCCAAAUCCGCUUUCUCAGUAGGCAUCACCAGUAGCUACCCCACUGAAAAAGCACCUAUAAAGUUCAACAAAAUCCUCUUUAAUGAGGGUGGCCAUUACAACCCCGAGACAGGAAAAUUCAUCUGUGCCUACCCAGGAAUAUACUACUUUUCUUAUGACAUCACUCUGGCUGACAAGCACCUGGCCAUUGGGUUGGUCCAGAACGGAGAGUACCGGAUAAAGACUUUUGAUGCCAACACCGGGAACCAUGACGUGGCGUCUGGCUCAACAGUGAUGUUUCUAAACCCGGAGGACGAGGUGUGGCUGGAGAUCUUCUACAAGGACCAGAAUGGCCUGUUUGCUGACCCCGGUUGGGCUGACAGUCUCUUCUCUGGAUUUUUAAUUUAUGCAGAUACAAACUAUAUGGAUACAUUGGCAGAAGACUACAGAUAGCGGACACAUUAAUUUCAGUAAAUGGUGCUACCUGUGGCCAGUCCAUCCCUGACCAUGGAUUAGGAUAUUUUAUACAUCAUCAAUAUAACAAAGCAGCUGCAUUGUAAAACAACUGUACAUCUCUCAAGAACCCUGCAUUCUGUAUAGGGCUGCACAGUAUAUUGCAAGAUAGUAUAUGCCAGGGGUCACCAAUCUCGGUCCUGGAGGGCCGGUGUCCCUGCAGCUCCAACUUGCCUCAAGACACCUGCCUGGAUGUUUCAAGUAUACCUAGUAAGACCUUGAUUAGCUUGUUCAGGUAUGUUUGAUUAGGGUUGGAGCUAAAAUCUGCAGGACACCGGCCCUUUAGGAACAAGUUUGGUGACCCCUGGUAUAUGCAGUAUACACAUUGCAGAGAUGUGUGACAAAUUACAUUAAACUGCAAAUAAAUCACAUUAAAAUAAACACUAAUGGCGGGAGUCAAGAGGAGAGAGGAAAAUGACAACAGUCAGUCAGAGUCAGAAUAUCUGCAGUGGCAUUCAUUCAUUCAUUUUCCUUCAGCUGAGUCCCUGAUUUAUAAAGGGUCACCACAGCGGAAUGAACCACCAACUACUGUAGCAUAUGUUUAAUGCCACGCAUGCCCUUUCAGUUGCAACCCAGUACUGGGAAACGGUUUUCACUCAUUCAUAGUGAUUAAAAGACUACAUGUUUGCACCUUUUUUAGUCUGAAUUAGAAUAAAAAACUACAAAAUAUUAUAAAUACACUGUAAAUACUACAGUGUUUUUGAACCAUACUAUGCUAAAGUGUAUUAUACUUUAUAUAUAUUAUAGAGUUUACAACACAUUAUUAAUAAAUGCUACAGCUAGUAAUAAAUACUGUAGUAUACUUAAAUUUUUAUUACAGUAAACUUUGGUGUAAAAUAAUAUGUAUUCGUAAAAAACAUCUAUAGAUUAAGUCAUUUGUUGUAUUGCCAUAGCAUCUAUAGAAUCACUGAGACAUAUUAAAGUACUUUAAUAUUAAUUCAAAAAUAUUUACUAUAAAAUACUAUAGUAUUUUUUCAUGUGGCAUUAAUUUUUACAUUGACAUUUAGUCAUUUAGCACAAUAGUCCCAAAACUUUAUAUCACCGCAGACCGGUCAACAAUUUUACGGCGGCCCAGGUGGAGGGUUGUACAGAUUGCCAGGUGACCAUAAGCCAUUUUCUUAGAGGAUGACAAGCUGACAAAACAUUGCUGCAACUCUGAUACAAGUUUUAUAUAUGGAGAAAAUUAAAUAGCACUGCAAUGUUUGGGUGUUCUGUAUUUUGAGAUAAUAAGUAUAAUGAAAUGUGCAUAUUCCAUACAAAGCAUGAAGCUAAUCUGUCAGUUCUUGUCACAUGACUUGUGAUGUGCUUGCGGCAUUCUGAAAGUUAAGAUGUUUUCAUCUUGGUGCGUCUGGAAGGCGUUAGCGUGUAGCUCCCAAUAUGCGCACCUCCGUAGGAAAAAUUACCUUCCACACAGAAAAGAUGCGGUAUGUGGAUGGCCGCCCUCAUUUGUGAUCUCCAGCAGUUGAUCUUCUUGCACAGACAUGCUGGAUUUACCUGAUUUGUUGACAAAUGGGUUGUGGAUCCAUUCCUUGGGAGUUCUUGGUAGAAACUUUCCAAAGACAUUAGUUUCUUACUAAUUAUCUAGCUUGUGGGUUAAAUAUUGGCAUUCGAGUGAUAUAACCGAAAGAAUACGGUAAUUUUCAAAAAUAAAAGAUUUUUCAAAAAUAAAAGAUCAUUCAGAAUCAGAUAAUAAAUAAAAUGGAAAUAAUUAAUGAUUUCUUGAGCGGCCCAGUGCCAAUUGAUCCAUGAACCGGUAUCAGUUCACUGAUUUAGCAGAUGCUUUAGUCCAAAGCGACUCAUGACUGAGAAGGCAUUCAGAGAUUCAACAAAAAGAGGCAAUACACACAAGUGCUCAUUAUACAAAGGAGCUGUUAAUGCUCAGAGAAUUGAGUGCUAGAGUAAGAAGGGGGGAGUAUUUUUUAGAGAGAGAGAGAAGAUUGAGUUUUCCACAGGUGGUUUGUCAAGCCCACUCACCUGUGUGAGGCACACUUCAUAAAUGCACAAUGUUUUUUAGAGAUAUGGAGUGAUUGUAAGAAAGUGUCUGGUGCAAAUGUCAGUUAAAGUAUCAGAGAGAAGAAAGAGUGUGUUGUCUACAGGUGGUUUGUCAAGCCCACUCACCUGUGUGAGGCAUACUCAGAAUUGCAUAUUAUUGUAAUUAUCAGGACACUGGUUGCAGAGUAAAUAGUUUAAUAAUUGGCAGGCAAAUAUUAAGUCCCGUGGAGGAGCUCUAUAUGGAUUCUAUUUAAGUGGAUAGAGUGUAGAUAUAUGUACCAGAC
Molecule: messenger RNA, 3406 nt
Organism: Danio aesculapii
Lineage: Eukaryota; Metazoa; Chordata; Actinopteri; Cypriniformes; Danionidae
Product: complement C1q tumor necrosis factor-related protein 7
Exons: 3
Coding region: 210-1070 (286 amino acids)
Molecular function (GO): protein binding
Source: RefSeq, a predicted model, not a curated record